Molecule: messenger RNA, 588 nt
Organism: Lichtheimia ornata
Lineage: Eukaryota; Fungi; Mucoromycota; Mucoromycetes; Mucorales; Lichtheimiaceae
Product: peroxiredoxin
Exons: 4
Coding region: 1-588 (195 amino acids)
Biological process (GO): cellular response to stress; hydrogen peroxide catabolic process; response to oxidative stress
Cellular component (GO): cytosol
Molecular function (GO): thioredoxin peroxidase activity
Source: RefSeq, a predicted model, not a curated record
AUGGUUGCCCAAGUCCAAAAGCCUGCUCCCGAAUUCACCCUCCCCGCCGUUGUUGAUGGCGAGUUCAAGGACAUCUCCCUCUCUGACUACAAGGGCAAGUACGUUGUCCUCUUCUGGUACCCCAUGGACUUCACCUUCGUCUGCCCCACCGAAAUCCUUGCUUUCUCUGAUCGCGUCAAGGAGUUCGAGGCUUUGAACACUGCUGUCCUUGCCGCUUCUUGCGACUCUGAAUUCUCUCACUUGGCCUGGAUCAACACUCCCCGCAAGCAAGGUGGUCUUGGUGAAAUGAACAUCCCCAUCCUUGCUGAUAAGACCAAGAAGGUUGCUCGUGACUACGGUGUCUUGCUUGAGGAUGCUGGUGUCACCCUUCGUGGUUUGUUUGUGAUCUCUCCAGAGGGUGUGGUUAGACAAAUCACCAUCAACGAUCUCCCCGUUGGCCGUAACGUUGAUGAGGUCUUGCGUUUGGUUGAGGCUUUCCAAUUCACUGAUGAGCACGGUGAAGUUUGCCCUGCUGGCUGGCAAAAGGGUAGCGCUACCAUCAAGCCCGAUGUCAAGCAAUCCAAGGAAUACUUCGAGAAGGCCAACUAG